This is a messenger RNA of Mizuhopecten yessoensis (Yesso scallop), 831 nucleotides long. RefSeq lists its product as uncharacterized. Bases 1 to 831 code for a protein of 276 amino acids. The transcript is spliced from 4 exons. NCBI's taxonomy places the organism in Eukaryota, Metazoa, Mollusca, Bivalvia, Pectinida, Pectinidae. The record is from RefSeq and is a predicted model, not a curated record.
AUGAAGGUGCAGAAAAGUUGCACUGAAAAUUUACAAAAUUUUCACAAACCAAAGUUUCUCUAUGAUGGAAAACCAAUAGCAACAGAAAAUAUUCCAACUAAACGGAAAUUUUCUAAUGACAUUCUGCAAGACCCAAGGCCACAUAAAUACAGAAACAACCAUGGGUUCACAGACUUUGUCAGGAACAUGAUGAUAAACUAUUGUGCCAGUAGUUCUCAGGAUAUUGCCAUGAGAUAUCUGCAUCCCUCAGCUGAUAUUCAGGCUGCAGCACUAGACCAUGACUAUUUCCCACUACCUUUCACUGAAUAUCUUGUUGACAACGCCUUACAGGUUACAGAAGAUACAGCGACAGAAAUUCAGGAAAGCACAAAAUUGCAGGCAAAAUCAUCAAGAUGGUUUAUGGAGAGACAAUGGAGACUAACAGCAUCUAGAUUUGGUGAUAUCACUCAUGCCACAAAUCGCCGAAACAUGACCAAGCUUUGUGAAAGCAUCCAUUCUUCGAAAGUGUUCCAUAGCAAAUCCAUCGAACAUGGGAAGAAAUAUGAAACUAAGGCAUUGAAGAAGUUUCAAGAAACAACACAACUUCCUGUUCAAAGAUGUGGUCUGUUUGUCAAUUCCAAAUGUCCAUACCUUGGAGCUUCACCUGAUGGAAUUAUUAAUAAUGAUACCAUAAUUGAAAUAAAAUGCCCCUAUGCUGGUCGAAACUGCAAAAUUGCUCCUGGAAAAUUGUUUUCAUUUCUGAUUAGUGAUAGUAAAAAGAAAAUGUACCUUAAUUGUUAUAGCAAAUACUAUGACCAAAAUACUAUGACCAAGUACAAGGCCAGCUGCUGA